This is a messenger RNA of Thecamonas trahens ATCC 50062, 2905 nucleotides long. RefSeq lists its product as uncharacterized. The transcript is spliced from 2 exons. The coding region runs from base 1 to 2826 and encodes 941 amino acids. The record is from RefSeq and is a predicted model, not a curated record. Lineage: Eukaryota; Apusomonadida; Apusomonadidae.
AUGGCGCGGGAGUUGCCGAAUGGAGCACUUGCCAAAAAACCGCUGAAGGAAUCGAAGCUCAUCAUGCCUAUGACUCUGGAUGAGUGCAAGACCAAGGUGACUGAGGCCAUCAACAAGUACCAGCCGCAGAUUGCGCAGCAUCUCGGUGGGUCUGGCCCUACGUUUGAGGUCGACUGGGACUCGUUCGAGGCGGCCAACAACCCCGGGCGUGUGUUCUACCACCUCACGUCGUGGACUGGGUGGUACACGUUUGGGUAUGUUGAGGAUGCGAUCAAGGACUGCGUCAACAACUACGACGGGCAGGACAAGCUCUCUGCGCUGGACAAGAUCAUCUUCCGGCACAACAACGACGGGCUCCCGCGUGACGACCGGUGCAAGGUGGAGGGCAACGACCUUGUGAUCACGACGUCGUUCUGCUGCUACUGGCACUGCUUCUACCGGUCGGACAUCACUGUGGCGCUUGUGAUCCACUAUGAGCUCCACGAGGGGUACAUCACCAAGAUCAACGAGGCUGCGGCGGAGGCGUCCGAGUCUGGUUGGGGCGGUGUGACGUGCGAGACCGACUGGGACACGUUUGACUUUACGGAGGAGGCUGCGUCCGAGUUUGAGGGCAAGAAGAUGAAGGCUGUGGCACUCAAGAACGCGUCGUCGUGGAGCGCAUACUACUCGUGGCGGCCGGUCAAGUGGGCCGGGCAGGGCGGAUGGUACGAGGACUAUUCGGACGAGGAGAAGCAGACUGCGUUCUCAAAGAUUGUGAUCAAGUGUGGGCGGUACCAGCCGCCACCGGAGGGCGUCUCGUACUGGUGGCACGACCAGUCUGUGGUCAAGUACGGCAUGGAGUCGAAGGUGAUGACGAUCAAGUCGCUCUUUGCGCAUGACCGGUACUCGUGGCACUACGCGUCGUCGUGGGACAUUCGGCGUGUGUCGAACCAGGUGCUCCGGCUCUUCCGGUUUGGCAAGUUCGAGGAGAUGGACGCGGACGCACACGACAAGAAGAUCGACUUUCUGCGCUCGGUCUGCACCUCGUGGGAGAUCCGCCGCGGUGACUUUGACUGGCUCCGCAAGAUCCUCAACUACCCGUGCUUCUACCCCAAGGACAACCACGAGCGCAACGCGGCCAAGAUUGUGGUCGAGUACAUCAACACGCCUGCGUACCGUGAGAAGGCGAUCAUGGAGGACACUGCCGAGGACGAGCGGCAGGCGCUCAUCGACCGCGGGCUCGACCCGGAGACGCCCGAGGAGCUCAUCGGCGGCUGGCUUGUGACCAAGAUCAACUGGAAGGGCAUGCAGCAGGACCGGAUGGUGGUGGUCACCGACCGUGCCACGUACACGGCGGUGCCCAAGUUCAAGGGCAAGCUCAAGAAGGCCAAGAAGCUGCACCGCAUCUCGCACCAGUACUACUCGUACGUCAACGUGGGCGAGUUCAAGACCAAGGCCGGCGGCGCGCCGUCGGUGACUGGCGGCUCGCUGCCGGGCAAGAUGCCGAACAUGCCGGACCUGCCCGACGUCAACCUUCCCGACGCGCCUGACGUCAACCUGCCCGACGUCAACCUGCCCGAUGUCAACCUGCCCGACGGCCCGGACAUCAACCUGCCCGGCCGCGGCGGCUUCCGUGGACCGCCGCAUGCGAUCAAGUACUUUACCUCGCGCCUCCGCAAGGAGGAUGAGCCGCCGAAGAAGUUCAAGAUGCCCAAGAUCCCCAACCUGGUCGAGGGUGUGUGCGACAUGCUCAAGGCCAUGGUCGACAAGCUCAAGGAGAUUGAGAUGCCGUCGAUGCCCAAGCCGUCGAUGCCCAAGCUGACGUGCCCGGACCUCCUCGAGCUGUACACCAAGUGCAAGCCUGGUGGCGGCGACGACGACGACUCUGGCUCGUCGGGCGGCACGACGCGCUCGCCGUACGCGUGCGCGGCCAACCUGCCGCCGCCGUCGGACGCCGGCUCGGCGUCGGGCGCCGUCGCGUCUGCGCUCGCGGGCAUGGACCUCGACGAGCCUGAGGUUGAGGAGUCGGACCCCAAGGUGCCCGGCAUGCUCGAGAAGAUCAUCGAGAAGGUCAAGUCGCUGGGCGACAUCGAUUUUGGCCUGCCCGACUCGUUCUCGCUCGUCGGCAUCCUCAAGGCCAUCGGCAAGUCGUGCGGCAAGCUGCUCGGCGCCAUUCCGCUGCCCAAGCCGCCGUCGCUCUCGCCGGGUGACGCCAUCCAGAAGAUCCUUGACAAGCUCGAGGGCAAGACUCUGCCGGACAUGGGCUCGUUCCCGUCGCUCACCGAGUGCCUCACCCGCAUGAAGGAGGACGCGGCCAACCUGUCCCCCAUCCCCUUCCCGGACCCGCCGUCCAUGCCGGGCAAGAAGAUCCUCGAGGCGUGCAUUUCGGUUGUCUCCUCCAUCGAGCUGCCCAAGUUUGACCUCAACAUUGCCGACUUCGUGCCGAACAUGCCCAAGCUGCCUGGCCUCCCGUCGGCGCCCAAGCUGCCCGGCAACCUGCCCGGUGCGCCCAAGCUGCCUGGCGGCGGCAAGCUGCCUGGCUUCAAGUCUGGCGAGAAGCCCGUCAAGUCGGAGUUUGUCCAGCUCCUCUGCAAGCCCAUCCUCUCCAAGUCGAUCCAGGGCGCGUCCAAGUACGCUUGCCUCGAGAUCGGUUGGGUCAUCGCCGCUGCCGCCUCGGCCUACCGCCGCGGCUGGGUCUCGGGCAUCUCCACCAGCGACAUCUCCGUCCUUGUCUCGUUCUCCUCGGGCAUCUACAACAAGCUCGGCAAGAUCACCGGUAUGGGCAAGUCGUCCAAGCCCUCGGGCGAUGGCCCGGCUGCCGUCGACGAGGAUGGCGACGACGCGUAAGCGCUUGUUGCACUGCACACACAUGCAUGCAUUUCUCCCUCCACCCUACUACUCCACCAUCUAAAACACUACGCAAUGA